AUGAUGAGUUAUUUGCUUAUUAUGUCGACGAUGAUGAGUACUAAUUCAUCGCCAUCUCCGUCUUCAUCACUGAUACUGGAUCAACCUACCAAAACUUCAUCAGUAUCAUUGAAGUUCAUCUAUUUUUUUCGGAGAGUAUAUGGCGAACAUUAUCCUCCUGGCUUUCUUAGAAAGGUGUUAGCAGAGUUAAUAGCUACGUUUCUAUUGGUUUUUGUGACUUGCGGAUCAGCAGCAUUAAGUAGCAGUGAUGAAGGCAGAAUCUCCAAGUUAGGAGCUUCCAUUGCCGGUGGACUUAUUGUAACGGUUAUGAUAUAUGCAGUUGGCCAUGUUUCAGGUGCUCAUAUGAACCCUGCCGUCACUUGCGCAUUUGCGGCUGUAAGGCGCUUCCCAUGGAAACAGGUACCCUUUUAUGCUGCAGCUCAACUAACUGGAGCAUUGGUUGCAUCAUUUACCCUUCUAAUUUUACUGCGCCCUAUCAAAAACAUAGGAACUACUUCUCCUUCCGGAACUGACUUUCAAGCUUUAGUGAUGGAAAUAGUUGUAACAUUCUCCAUGAUGUUUGUCACCGCAGCAGUUGCCACUGAUACUAAAGCAGUUGGAGAAUUAGCAGGCAUGGCAGUUGGUUCUGCAGUUUGCAUCACUUCUAUAUUAGCCGGGCCUGUGUCAGGUGGAUCGAUGAACCCAGUGCGGACAAUUGGUCCUGCAAUUGCCAGCAAACAUUACAAAGGAAUUUGGGUGUAUAUUGUUGGACCGUUAUUCGGGACACUAACAGGUGCAUGGUCUUAUAAUCUCAUACGAGGCUUGGAGGAUCCAAUUGCACCAUCACCAGGGUCAUCUUCCAUUAGGAUUCGUCGAUCCCAACGCAAUUACGAUGAGCAACCAGAUGUACCAAACAAAGAUCCUCUCGAGAUUAUCUAGUUAUUCUCUCUAAAUUCAUUGUUGUUGCAUUAUUUAAAACCCAUUGCAACUGGGAUUAUUGUAAUUGGUGGCUCUUAUACUUAAUGUAAGAGUGAAGCAGUGCGGAAGCUUUGAAUAGAUAUCCAAAACUCAUGUUUCCAA
Messenger RNA from Papaver somniferum (opium poppy), 1059 nucleotides. Its product is annotated as aquaporin NIP2-1-like. Bases 1 to 918 code for a protein of 305 amino acids. The record is from RefSeq and is a predicted model, not a curated record. Gene Ontology annotation, cellular component: membrane. The transcript is spliced from 6 exons. NCBI's taxonomy places the organism in Eukaryota, Viridiplantae, Streptophyta, Magnoliopsida, Ranunculales, Papaveraceae. Gene Ontology annotation, molecular function: channel activity. Gene Ontology annotation, biological process: transmembrane transport.